Opisthorchis viverrini is the source of this 600-nucleotide messenger RNA. RefSeq lists its product as hypothetical. Lineage: Eukaryota; Metazoa; Platyhelminthes; Trematoda; Opisthorchiida; Opisthorchiidae. The transcript is spliced from 3 exons. The record is from RefSeq and is a predicted model, not a curated record. Bases 1 to 600 code for a protein of 199 amino acids.
AUGUGCUGCACCAGGCCGCCUCAUGUUUCAGUUGAUACGGUAUUCGAGAUAUCGCGAUACAUGUAUAGACGUAACACACUACUCAUAAGGUUGCUGAAAACUCUUCGACAGCCCACGACCGGUUUCUGCCUAAUUUAUCAGCUCUAUUUCAACCAAUCAGAGUGCGGAGUUAGUUUCGAACUAACUUUUGCGGGAGACUCACCUGGAACCCAGCUCAAAAUGUGCUGCACCAGGCCGCCUCAUGUUUCAGUUGAUACGGUAUUCGAGAUAUCGCGAUACAUGUAUAGACGUAGCACACUACUCAUAAGGUUGCUGAAAACUCUUCGACAGCCCACGACCGGUUUCUGCCUAAUUUAUCAGCUCUAUUUCAACCAAUCAGAGUGCGGAUGUCUAACUGCCAUGCUACCCGAAGGAAAUACGAGGGCUAAGAUACUGUCAGGUUGCCCAAGCCUAGACAGGAGAAGUCGAGAGGCAGAGGUCGGGUUCGACCGCGCUCUAACCACUUGGGCCAUCUCGCCCCCCCCACUGCCAAACAGACAACACACACUCGACAAAGUGCAAACACAUACCCUCCUUGUACAUCUGUGCCAACGGGAGUAG